CCUGCGGCCGCCGCCGCGCUCGGCCAUGUCGAUGCUGCCGUCGUUUGGCUUCACGCAGGAGCAGGUCGCCUGCGUCUGCGAGGUGCUGCAGCAAGGGGGGAACCUGGAGAGGCUGGGCCGCUUCCUCUGGUCGCUGCCGGCCUGCGACCACCUGCACAAGAACGAGAGCGUCCUCAAGGCCAAGGCGGUGGUGGCCUUCCACCGCGGCAACUUCCGCGAGCUCUACAAGAUCCUGGAGAGCCACCAGUUCUCUCCCCACAACCACCCCAAGCUGCAGCAGCUCUGGCUGAAGGCGCACUACGUGGAAGCCGAGAAGCUGCGGGGCAGACCCUUGGGCGCCGUCGGCAAAUACCGCGUCCGCCGAAAAUUCCCUUUGCCCCGCACCAUCUGGGACGGCGAGGAAACCAGCUACUGCUUCAAGGAGAAAUCCCGGGGCGUGCUGCGGGAAUGGUACGCCCACAACCCCUACCCGUCCCCCCGGGAGAAGCGGGAGCUGGCGGAAGCCACCGGUCUCACCACCACCCAGGUCAGCAACUGGUUCAAGAACAGGAGGCAACGGGACCGAGCGGCGGAGGCGAAGGAAAGAGAGAACACGGAAAACAACAACGCGGCCACCAACAAACCGAACCAACUCUCGCCUCUGGAUGGGAGCAAACCCCUCAUGUCCAGCUCCGAGGAAGAGUUUUCUCCUCCCCAAAGCCCGGAUCAGAACUCGGUCCUGCUCUUGCAGGGGAACCUCAGCCACGCCAGGAGCUCCGGCUAUUCCCUGAGCGGCUUAGCCGCAUCCCAGACCCCUCACAGCCUCCAAGGCCACCAGCUCCAGGACUCGCUGCUGGGACCCCUCACGUCCAGCCUGGUGGAUCUGGGAUCCUAAAGGCCCUCGGCGGGCGGCCGGAGGAUGGGGAGAGGAGGUUCUGCUCGGGGACAGAGGCUCUGGGUUGUACAUAGAGGACAGCACCCGGUUUUACAGCUCACCCGCUGAUUCUUAACGGGACUCUCGGCUCUUUUCACACAACCCCACAUCGGCUCUUGCUCCAGUUCCCCCUCAGCGUCUCCCACUAUCACCACGAUUUUUUUAACUUUUGUUUUUCCACGUAGCCAAACGCAGAGAGCGGCAAUAAUCCUCAUCACCCCGUCGAGUUCAGACGAGUUGAUCCCAACGGGAAUUACAAAAAAAAAAAAAAAAAAAAAAAAAAAGGGGAGGGGAGGUGGGGAGGAAAGGGAAGAAAAAAGAAAAUAAAAAUCCCAAGCCCCGCUGGAUCCGAUUCCACCCAAACAAAUCCCAGCGCUGCGGGCGCGGUGGGGCAGGCUCGGCCGGCGCAUCCCUGCUGCUGCCCGGCCCGGUCCCCGAGGAGCCGGGACGGGGACAGAGGGAGAGAACCGCUCUACUGAGCCCUGUGUCGGAGUGGAAGGAGGGAGGGGAAGUUACGUUUACAUUUUUCAUAUUUAGCCUUACCAAAAAGAUUUCGAUGUAGUUUAAAUUAAAAA
Cyanistes caeruleus (blue tit) is the source of this 1488-nucleotide messenger RNA. It is a transcript of the gene SIX1, whose product is annotated as SIX homeobox 1. The record is from RefSeq and is a predicted model, not a curated record. Gene Ontology annotation, biological process: regulation of skeletal muscle cell proliferation; skeletal muscle fiber development; regulation of transcription by RNA polymerase II. Gene Ontology annotation, cellular component: transcription regulator complex; nucleus. NCBI's taxonomy places the organism in Eukaryota, Metazoa, Chordata, Aves, Passeriformes, Paridae. Gene Ontology annotation, molecular function: DNA-binding transcription factor activity, RNA polymerase II-specific; RNA polymerase II cis-regulatory region sequence-specific DNA binding.